Molecule: messenger RNA, 3515 nt
Organism: Micropterus salmoides (largemouth bass)
Lineage: Eukaryota; Metazoa; Chordata; Actinopteri; Centrarchiformes; Centrarchidae
Product: actin, muscle-like
Exons: 10
Coding region: 135-1253 (372 amino acids)
Source: RefSeq, a predicted model, not a curated record
ACAAUCUUUGCUAUUGUUAUUGUGGCUGGGCUCUUCCUGAAAUCACAAUAAUCUAAACUGUCCUAAGAGUGGGAAACAGUAAUGAUGAAAAGGGAUUUAUCAACGAUCUUGGCUGCACAACGUUUUCACAGGAAAUGGAAGACGAGAUUCCUGCCCUUGUUUUUGACAACGGCUCCGGCCUGUGCAGGGCCGGCUUUGCUGGAGAUGACGCCCCCCGCGCCGUCUUCCCAUCAAUGGUUGGCUGCCUCAGACACAAGCUGGAUGCAGGAGUUGUGCAGGAGAACCACUACGUGGGAGACAAUGCUCAGAGCAUGAGAAGUAUCCUGAACCUGACGUACCCCAUCAAGCACGGCAUAGUCACCAACUGGGAUGACAUGGAGAAGAUAUGGCAUCACACCUACAAUGAGCUCUGUGUUGCUCCUGAGGAGCAUCCAGUCCUGCUGACCGACGCUCCACUAAACCCCAAGGAUAACAGGGAGAUGAUGGCACAGAUUAUGUUCGAGAAAUUCAAGUGUCCUGCCAUGUAUGUUGCCUCCCAGGCAGUCCUGUCACUGUUCUUCUCUGGUAGAACCACAGGUAUUGUGAUGGGCUCUGGUGAGGGUGUCAGCUACACUGUGCCCAUCUACGAGGGUUACGCUCUGCGUCACAACAGUCUCCGUCUGGACCUGGCUGGCAGAGAUCAGACUGACUGUCUGAAACAAAGUCUCACAGAGAGAGGCUACAGCUUCACCAGCACUGCUGAGCGUGAGAUUGUGCGUGACAUUAAGGAGAAGCUCUGCUACGUGGCUCUGGACUUCGAGAAGGAGAUGCAGAAGCCAUCUUCCACCCUGGAGAAGAGUUACGAGCUUCCUGAUGGACAGGUCAUCACCAUCGGCAGCGAGAGGUUCAGCUGCCCCGAGACUCUCUUCCAGCCUUCAUUAGUCGGAAUGGAUGGAAUGGCUGGCAUCCACGAGAUGACCCACAACAGCCUCAUGAAGUGCGUAGAGGACAUCCAUAAGGACCUGUACGCACAGGCUGUGCUGUCCGGCGGCACCACCCUCUGCCCUGGCUUCGCUGACCGCAUCCAGAAGGAGAUCACUGCUCUGGCCCCACUCAACAUGGAAAUCAAGAUCAUCGCUCCCCCUGAGAGGAAGUACUCCGUCUGGAUCGGCGGCUCCAUCCUGGGCUCCCUCUCCACUUUCCAGCAGAUGUGGAUCAGCAAGCAGGAGUACGAUGAGUCCGGCCCCUCCAUCGUCCACCGCAAGUGUCUUUAGAAAGCCAGCAUGACGCCUGAGAAGAAGACUGCAGGAAAGCCUCAGAGCCUGGGAAAAAACACCUUCAACUCCAUGUAUUUUUGUUUAAUCAUAUGCUCCUAAACGAUGCUGGUAGUAAAGGAUAAUAAAAUUAUAAAUUCCAUUAGUGUAAUACUGUAAUGUGCGUACAAUUUAUAAUUGUAUAAGACUAAGCCUAAUAACCAGUUCUAAUGAUCUGGCUAGUGAAAAAAUGGUUAACGAUUUCAAAGAUUAGUAAAAGCUGCAGAAUAUGCUAUUCCAGAAAGAUAAUUCAUGAAGCUAUAGUGUCUCUUAAAUUUUGUUCACCCCAUUUAUAUCAGUUUCUGUUGACAACAUAUUAGAAAAAUCUUUCAAGGUAAUGCAAAAACCACCAACACUACAAACUGUAAACUGUUACUUGAAAAGACUUCCUUAAAGGUAGCAGCUUUUGAAGGGUUCCUGCAGAGAAACUCCCACCCCCCUCCCUGAUAAACCCUGAUAAAAUAUCAUUAUGUUACUCAUUAUCAAGCUAGCAUGUUAAUAAUGGGGAGGUUAAUUCAGUAACGAGCUGGCUAGCGAACUGUUAGCAACAGAUAGCUGUGGUAGCAUUCGGCAAAGCUAAAAAAACGUUCAUACAUAUUUUUCCGUUACCAUCACGUUGUUUCACAUGUAAGAGCUUCCACGAUGACAGCAUUGUUGUCUCUGAUGAGGACUGCACUACAGAGCCAUGCACAGACCUGGGACCGGACCAGGGUCGAGGUGAAGCAGAGGAGGGAGGGCUGCCAGGGUUAGAGGUAAAUUAUUUUAUUAAAUUGGUGCAGAAAAAAUGUUUGAAAAAUUGACAGGUGAAAACAUGAAAUAUUUCUUUAAAGAACCUAGAAACAUCCCUGGAUUUCAGUCAGGAUGCUUUCUAAUGCUUCUCUUUAAAAACUGAACUUGGCAUGGGAAUUUGGCCUUCUUAAACUUCGUCAAGAAAUAUAUAUAUAUGUCAUUUCUGAGCUUUCUUCACCAGUGUGGGGAUGUGAGAUGACCAUAUAAGUUUCUCUGCAAUGCUGAUUCCCAGGAACAUGAAACUGUUCACCUGCUCCUUCUCAGCUCCACUGAUGUAGACAGGAGUGUGUGUCUUUAUUUCCUACUUCCUGAAAUCAAUAAUCAGCUCCGUGGUUUUGGUGGCGUUGAACAAUAGGUCGUUCUCUGUGUACUGCACUUGGUUAUCAACCAAACCUGUGAGCUCUGUUCUGUUUCAUCACUUGAUAUUCACAUUGUAUUAACAACAGUCCACACUGAACUACAGGGAAACACUUUAUUCACAUUUUAGAAGCACAAACAAAGAAAGCAAAGAUCAAAUACAGAACAUGGGAUUAAAGAUUCAUCGUGAUGUCACCAGUUAUAAAUCGUCCAUUUUAUCUGACACUCACACGUUUGUUGACUUCUUACUACACUGUAUCUACCGUAUACUAUACACUUUACAGAAAACUACAUAAAGGAGGAGAUGCAUUAGAUCUUAACAAUUAUAGACCCAUAUCUAUUAUAUGUUCUAUUGCCAAAGUGUUUGAAAAAUGUAUUUAUAAUCAACUCUCACAUUACCUUAGUGCCAACAAUAUCUUAUCACCAUUUCAGUCUGGCUUUAGGUCUAACCGCUCUACAUCUACCGCCCUUCUUAAAUUCAUGGUGUGUUCUCUGCUGCAGAUAAUGGUGAACUUACAGGUGCACUAUUUAUUGACUAGACUAAAGCUUUUGACUUUGUUGAUCACUAUUUACUUUUAGAUAAACUCCAUCCUUUUUGAAAAUGCAGUCCUGUGGUUUAGUUCAUAUCUAAUAGAAAGCAAUGUGUCAUCCCACAUGGGAAUAAAUCUAAUUUGUUGAUUCAACAGAGAGGUGUGCCCCAGGGCUCAACUUUGGGACCACUUGUUUUUUUUAUCUACGUUAAUAACUUACCAUCAAUUUUCAAUAACUGUUGUGCUCAACUUUAUGCCGAUGACACUGUCUUAUAUACAUCUAAACCUGAUCUUUCACAAAUCCAAGCGUCUUCAGUAUGAUUUCAAAAUCUUACAAGAUUGGCAUUUUUACAAUAAACUAUUGUUAACAAAACAAAAUAAUUUCUUAUGAUUUUUGGUACCAGACAGAAUCUCAAAUCCAAACCCGAUUAUUGUAUUAUAACUUGUUCUGACUGUACUCUUCUGCUUAAAGUUAUAAAAAGUUAUUCUUUUUUGACUAUUGUGAUGAAAAACUUAACAAUAUGUGCAGAUUUGUCCUUAGAUGUCC